GCAGAGAGAGAGAACGAGAGAGAAAGCAGAGAGAGCAGAAGGCAGCUGCGUAGUGGAGGGGGAGUGUGUGAGACAGAGAGAGAGAGAGAGAGAGAGAGACGGAGAAAGAGAAAGACAGAGAGAGAAAAAGAUCAGCACACAGAAUGAGAAGCACUGAAGCAAGAGCUGAGCUCCAGCUGCAGAACAACAGAGACUGAAGAUUAGCACCAGAUCCGUAGGAGAAAUACAGACAAUGGUCGUCCGUCUCUCUCUCCGAAUCCUCGGCUGUCGUGUGUCGCUCUGCCUCAGCGCUUCCCAGCCCCCGUUUCAUCCAGAGACUCCUCGACAGCGUGAGAUAUGAGCUCCAAACACUCGGCCGACUGGAUUCCGUACAGCACCUUGGAUGAUGAGUGCAGUAACCUGCGACAGCAGAAGCUGGACAGACAGAGGGCUCUGUUAGAGCAGAAGCAGAAGAAGAAGCGUCAGGAACCCCUGAUGGUGCAGUCGAACCUGGAUGGUCGCUCUCGGACCCGCCGGACCCGACAGUGUGAGGAGCAGGCGCCGCUGGUGGAGUCCUAUCUAAGCAGCAACAGCAGCACCAUCUACCAUGGAACUCAUGGACCAGCUGCAUUCCAGGAUGAGGCCCAGGACCUGAGCGGGCAGAUCCAGAUCCUCACAGUGGGACAUUCUGCUGGACACGACAGCGACACUGAGGUCCAGAGCAAAGCUGUGUCUCAGGCUCAGAGCAAGCAGGACCUGAGGGUCACCAUGCUGAAGAAAGGAAUCUCCAGCAGCAUGAAUUUUGAUGAGGAAGAAGAUGAUGAUGAUGAAGAAGUGAGCUCCAGUUCUUCUCAACUCAACAGCAACACCAGACCCGGCUCAGCCACCAGCAAGAAGUCUAGCAAGGAAGCAGCUUCAGCUUCGACUCUGGUGACCAGCGAGCCGUCCAUCGACGUGGGGGAUCUGGAGGAGUUCACCUUGAGGCCGGCGCCACAGGGAGUCACUAUCAAAUGCAGGAUCACACGGGAUAAAAAAGGAAUGGACCGGGGCAUGUACCCCACCUACUACCUCCAUCUCGAAAGAGAAGACGGCAAGAAGAUGUUCCUUUUAGCUGGUAGAAAGAGAAAGAAGAGCAAAACCUCCAACUACCUGAUCUCCAUAGACCCCACUGACCUGUCGAGAGGCGGCGAGAGCUUCAUCGGGAAACUCAGGUCCAACCUCAUGGGCACCAAGUUUACAGUUUAUGACAGCGGAACGAACCCGGUGAAGAGCACGUCCAGCUUAGAGGCCAGUAACCUGAGGCAGGAGCUAGCAGCCAUCUGCUACGAGACCAAUGUGUUGGGGUUUAAAGGUCCUCGCAAGAUGAGUGUCAUUAUUCCAGGAAUGAACAUGGAUCAUGAAAGAGUCUGUAUUAGACCACGAAAUGAGCAUGAAACACUGUUGGCUCGCUGGCAGAAUAAGAGCACCGAGAGCGUGAUCGAGCUCCACAACAAGACGCCGGUGUGGAACGAUGACACUCAGUCGUACGUGCUGAACUUCCACGGCAGAGUCACUCAGGCCUCGGUGAAGAAUUUCCAGAUCAUUCACGACAACGACCCGGAUUAUAUCGUGAUGCAGUUUGGCCGCGUGGCUGAGGACGUCUUCACUAUGGACUACAACUACCCCAUGUGUGCGCUGCAGGCCUUUGCUAUCGCUUUGUCCAGCUUUGACAGCAAACUGGCCUGUGAGUAAGAGCGUGACUCUGGGGACGUGAGGAUGUGUGAGAGGAUGUGAUGAUUCCCUCAGAAGGACUUCAGAGACCUGCAGAAGUCCUGAUCUAACUGACGUGUGUGUGAGAGCAGGCAGGAGUUCAGACUGACACACACUGACCUGCGAGAGGCGACGCUGAGGGAAAAAGCACAAAGCUGAGCCACCUACACGGCCGCUUCGUUCUUCUCACGCUAAAGUUUCAUGUGAAAAUGAAAUAUUGUGUACCUUCAAUGCUACAGCACACGUGUUUUUAUUAGCGGUGAAAUCUCAUCGUCCGUCUCAUCGCUGGAUUAGCCGCAGUUUUCUGAGUAACGCUAACGCUGCACACGCUAACUUCACCUCCCAUCGCUCCUAACCACCUAAUAUCACUUUAUAAUCUUAAUGUUGGACUUAUUCUAAUUUUGUACAGUAAUAUUGUGUGUGUGUGUGUUUCUGACUAACAGCCAUGUAAUGUCUCAUAUCAAUGCUUUCUGAUGGCUUCAUGCUGUCCGUGUGAAGUGUUUUGUGUUUCUAUUUUAUUUAUGUAUUUAUAGAUCAUUCCUCUCACUGCUGUUAUUUUACUCAACACCACAUCAACACUCAACACUGAAAAACAUACGAAGACAGAAUUAUUGUUUACUGAGAGCUGUUUACAUGCUAAACACACAGAUACUCAUGAAAAGACAAUGAACUAAACAGUGCACUUUAUCUUGAGUGUUGCUGUAGUGUGUGUGUGUGUGUGUGUGUGUGUGUGUGUGUGUGUGUGUGUUCUCAUCAGUGUGUUUCUCAGUGAAAGAUUAAAUUACAACAAACAGAAAAUAAAUUUACUGAAUAAAUCAUGAGUGUUGCAUUUAAAUGUAUUUGUAUUGAAAUGUUCAGAAUCGACACACAUGAUGUUCCAUGAUCAUCAUAUUUAAAUUACUGAAUAAAUUACCUGCUAGCUAAUAAACUGGUCUCACUUUUGACCAAAAAAACACUUCCUGUAACAGUAAGAGACUAUGAGACUCAGGAAACUGCAGAUGAAGCAUCAGAGGCUGAAACUCAAGCUACAGCUGAACAAUUUUAAAUAAGUGUUAGUUUCAGUAUGCCCUGCGAUGGAUUGGUGACCUGUCCAGGGUGCCCUGCCUAUUGCCCUAUGUACGCUGGGAUAGGCUCCAGCAGACCCCCGUGAACCUAAUUAGGAAUAAGCGGGUAUAGACAAUGGAUGGAUGUAUCCUAUACUAUACAAUACUAACCCUAGUAUUUCAGGAAGAGGUAGGUUUUCACCUUCUUGGAGAAGUUCAUUCCGGUCCCAGAACAGAGAGGAGUCUUGAUGCAUACCUACCUCAUACCCUGAGAAGUCAUCUUGUCCUGUAGUCCUACCACCUGCCCACUGGACCCAAUCCCCUCAACACUGCUCCAGAUCAUCUCACAAGACCACCUGCCCUUCAUCUCUACCAUCAUCAAUGGUUCCAUAACAUCUGGUUAUGUACCAACUGCCUCAAGAAAUUAAGGCUUCCUUCCUGAAGAAGGAAGAAAUCCUGAAGAAAUCCCAUCCUGAAGAAACCUGCACUGGAUCCUUCAGAUACCCAACCCCUAGACCUGAAGCACUUCUCACUUUACUUUCAGAAAUCCUUGAACACAAUGUUUAUAAUCAUCUGUCUCUCCACUGCUCUCAGAACACACUCCAAGAGUCCAACCAGUCUGGCUUCUAAACGCUGUAUUCCACCAGUAAAUGUACCAGUGAAGGAGAAAAGGCUGCGUGAUGUGGGGUAAAGCCACUGGGUUAGAGUCAAACAUCUCAAAUCUGAAAUAAUAUUGAUAAUGUGUGUAUGAUCUGUCACAGCACAGGAAGAGAAAAUCAACAGCACAGAUUUAUUCAGAGGUCAGAGGUGAGGACACACUGCUCCCAGAAAUGAGUCUCUCUGUCUCCAAAAUCCAAGACAAGAAGAAAGAAAAGAGGAAAAAGCGGAGGCAAUUACUGACAUACGAGAACAUUCCUCUGAAUACUUUGUUUAAUCUGAAGAUGUGUUACACACACACACACACACACACACACACACAGACACGGUAUCAGAAAAUGACAUUAACACACACUUUAUCUAGA
Molecule: messenger RNA, 3793 nt
Organism: Hemibagrus wyckioides
Lineage: Eukaryota; Metazoa; Chordata; Actinopteri; Siluriformes; Bagridae
Gene: tub
Product: TUB bipartite transcription factor
Exons: 11
Coding region: 337-1710 (457 amino acids)
Biological process (GO): protein localization to cilium
Cellular component (GO): cilium
Source: RefSeq, a predicted model, not a curated record